Messenger RNA from Tilletiopsis washingtonensis, 2472 nucleotides. RefSeq lists its product as hypothetical. NCBI's taxonomy places the organism in Eukaryota, Fungi, Basidiomycota, Exobasidiomycetes, Entylomatales. The record is from RefSeq and is a predicted model, not a curated record. The coding region runs from base 1 to 2472 and encodes 823 amino acids. The transcript has 11 exons.
AUGUUCAGCCUCUCGCCGCAGCACCUCGCGGCGCCCUAUGCGCCGGCGUGGCUUGUCCACUCGCGCUUCUUCGUGCCCGCCUCGUGGGCCGUCGCCGUCGCUUCCGUGCUCGCCGCCGUCGUUGCGCUCUUUCCCGGCGCACGCACGGCGCUCGCCUUUGCCUACCACUGCUUCCUCGCACCCAUCGGCAGCGGCAAGAACCAGAGCGAGCGCCUCGACCGCUUCUACCAGGGCCAGGCCGGCGUCUACGAUGCGACGCGCAGCGGCCUGCUGCGUGGCCGCCGCACGAUGCUCAAGCUCUGCGCGGCGCAGCUGCGCGAGAUGCAGCGCACGAACCCCGGCAAGCCGCUUGUGUGGGUCGACAUUGGCGGCGGCACCGGCUGGAACAUCGAGGAGAUGGCAAAGUACUUCCCGCUCGAGGAGCUCUCGCAGAUCUACCUCAUCGACCUGUGCGAGCCGCUGCUCGAGGUCGCGCGCCGCCGCUUCGCCGCCAAGGGCCUGAAGAACGUGCAGGUGCUCUGCCAGGACGCCAAGGAGUUCGAGCUGCCCGGCCUGCCGCAGGGCCGCAAGGUCGACCUGUUCACGUGCUCGUACUCGAUCUCGAUGAUCCCGCCGUUCUACGCCGUCAUGGACCGCAUCGAGUCGAUGCUCGACACCGAGACGGGCGUGUACGGCGUCGUGGACUUCUACGUCUCGGGCCGCUCGGCGCCCUCGGCAGACAAGAGCGCGCUCAUCGGCGGCGACACGCGCCGCCAGUGCGGCUGGCUCUCGCGCUUCUUCUGGUCGCACUGGUUUGAGCUUGACCACGUCGAGCUGCACCCGGCGCGCCGCGACUACCUCGAGUACAAGUUCGGCACGAUCAAGUGCUACAACGGCCGCAACAACUUCAUCAUUCCCUUCAUCGUUCGCAUCCCGUACUACAUCUGGCUCGGCUGCUCGCGCCAGCGCGACACGACUGCGGCCAUUGAGGCGUUUGAGGUGGAGGCCGGCAACCGCGUGAUCUGCCCGCCCUCCUUCCCGGAGCUCUCCUUCUCGCACCUGCUCGAGAAUGCCAAGACGCAGCAGCAGCUCUCGGAGAAGAACCUGGAGCGCUCCCUCUCGAGCGCGCACUCGCUGUCUGACGUCAAGAUCUCGGGCGUCGUGCGCCGGCGCGGCUCGGACGGCGACGAGAGCGCACGCUCGGGCGCGAGCUCCUCGUGCCGCCUUGACCUCGGCCCGCAGAUCCCGCUCAGCAGCUUCCACUACCAGCGCCGUCAAUGGCGCCUGCCUUUCGUCGACAACGAGUUUGCGAGCCAGUUCCGCACCUGGAUCUACGGCUUCGCGUGGGAGGACCCGUACGUCGACAUGGAGCACUUCGACAUUGGCAAGGACGACUCGGUGCUGUGCAUCACGUCCGCCGGCUGCAACGCGCUGCACUAUGCCAUCGCGGGCCAGCCGAAGCGCAUCCACUGCGUCGACAUGAACCCGUGCCAGGGCCACAUCCUCGAGCUGAAGCUGGCCUGCAUCGCCGCGCUGUCGUACGACGAGUUCUGGGCGCUCUUCGGCGAGGGCAAGCACGCCGACUUCCGCACGCUCCUCGACACGAAGAUCUCGCCGUACCUCUCCUCGCACGCAUACCAGUUCUGGCGCCUCAACACGGCCGCCUUCGACCGCAACUUCUACUUCCGCGGCUACUCGGGCCACGCGCUGCGCCUCGGCAAGGCGGCCUUCACCAUCGGCCGCGUCAACAAGGACGUCAAGGCCGUGUGCAACGCGACGUCGAUCGAGGAGCAGCAGCGCCUGUGGAACCGGCGGCUGCGCGGCACCAUCAUCAACCGCCCGCUCAUCCGCUGGUUCCUCUCGAACCCGGCGUUCCUGUGGAACGCGCUCGGCGUGCCCGUCAACCAGAUGAACUGCUUCCUCAACGAGGGCGUCAGCGUCGAGCAGUACGCCAUCGACACCCUCGACGCCAUUCCGGGCCGCGGCCUCUUCUCGACGGAGAACUACUGGUACCGCCUGUGCCUGAUGGGCAACUACUCCAAGGAGUCGUGCCCGCUGUACCUCAAGGAGGCCAGCUUCAAGCUGCUCAAGGAGGACGCGUGCCGCCGCCUCGACUCGUUCCGCCUGCACACCGACUCGAUCGUCAAUGUGCUGCGCGGCCUCGAGGAUGCGAGCCUGACGCGUGCCGUCACGAUGGACCACAUGGACUGGUAUGACCCCGUGCCCGCCUCGCAGCCGGCACCGACGCUCAAGCAGGCGCGCAACGACGCCGACAAGAGCGUCAGCGACCUGGACCGCGAGAUCGUCGAGCUGGCGCGCUGCAUUGCGCCCGGCGGCGCCGUCUUCUUCCGCUCCGCCGGCCGGCGCCCGUGGUACGUGCAGCGCUUCGAGCUGCUCGGCUUCCAGACGCGCCCGAUCCACGUGCGCGAGACGGGCAAGCCGAUUGACGGCGUCAACAUGUACGCCUCGUGCUGGGAGUGCCGGCGCGUGUAG